UUUUUAUUCUCUGUUUGCUUGUGCAUUGCUUCAACUAUAAAUAUUUUUUAAUUAAAUUUUGGUUACACAUACUCCAACAACACAGCCUUUUAAUAAACCAAGACAAAGUACAACCCAGAGACAAAACAGCGACGCGCGUGUACCUUGUAGAUAUUUACACCGGACCUCUAUUUUUCUUCUUCUUACACGCACAUACACAUCAAGGUCUAUACCAAGGAGCCAGAACCAAAAAAACACAGUCGACAAUGGGCCAACCCAGACGCGGAAAGAACAUCAGCAUGGUUAAAAAGGACAAGAACAAAAAGAAGGCAGCGGCCCCCGUUGAAUACACCCUCGACGAGCUACUGACAAAGACACAGGAGCUCAUGGAUGAUAACAACUACGAGGCAGCGCUCCAAUCUGUAGCCAAGGCAAUCGAACUCGACGAGUGCAACACACAGGCCCUGCUCCUAGCAGCAAUCAUCCAACUGGAAUCCGGCGAAAUGGACCCGGCGCUCAACUGCCUCAUGCGCUGUGUGGAGAUCUCCCCCGACCGCGGCUUUGAAAAGUACAUGUACCUGGGUCAGUUUGCCAUCGAGCUCGAGGCCGUUAAAUACUUCCAACUCGGCGUCGACGCAAUGCAACGGGAUUUGAACGAGUUGCCCGGAAAUUCCGAACAGUCCAUUAUUUUGAGACGAAAGAUGGCCGAGGCCUACGUUGCCAUGACCGAGAUCUACCUGACCGACUGCUGCUUUGAGGAGGACGCCGAACAGAAGUGCGAGCAGCUUUUGCAGCAGGGUGUUGCGAUCGAUCCCGAGUGUCCCGAGGUUUACCAGACAAUGGCGUCAGUGCGUCUCAGCCAGGAUCGCCAGGAAGACGCCCGCGAGUGUGUAACCAAGAGCAUGUCGCUGUGGGCCGACAAGGACCUCAACGACCCCACGCAGAUUCCCUCUUAUGAGAACCGCCUGGCUCUCGUGCGCUUGCUUCUUGAGCUGGACGACAAGGAGCGCACACUGGCUCUUCUCGAGCGGCUGCAAAAGGAGGACGAUGAGAACAUCGACAUGUGGUAUCUUUAUGGAUGGACAUACUAUCUCCAAAGCGAGGAGCCAUCUGCCGGCGCCGAGGAGAAGGUUGAACUGCUUAGCUCGGCUCGCGAGUGCUUCAAGCAGGCCAUUAAGCUGGCUGCCAUCUUUGAGUUCGAGAAUGACGGUCUGAUCGACCAUGCGCGGGAGCUGGUUGCUACCAUUGACUUGGUUGUGCCAUCAUCGGCCGACGACGAGAACAUUGACAAUGACCAGGAUCCUGUCGCUGGAGCCAACGGUGCGGAGGAGUGGGACGACAUUGUCAGCGAAAACGAGGACGACGACGACGUGGAGAUGGGCGCGUAAACUAUUAUUUUGUGUGACUAAAUUGACGGCU
Kickxella alabastrina is the source of this 1398-nucleotide messenger RNA. RefSeq lists its product as uncharacterized. Bases 246 to 1367 code for a protein of 373 amino acids. The record is from RefSeq and is a predicted model, not a curated record. Gene Ontology annotation, molecular function: protein binding. NCBI's taxonomy places the organism in Eukaryota, Fungi, Kickxellomycota, Kickxellomycetes, Kickxellales, Kickxellaceae. The transcript has a single exon.